AUGCCUUUCGGACAACUUGUCCUCGGGAGUCCCGGCGCGGGGAAGAGCACGUACUGUGAUGGCAUGCACCAGUUCAUGGGCGCCAUCGGGCGCCAAUGCUCCGUCAUCAACCUUGACCCCGCCAACGACCGGACAAACUACCCCUGUGCUCUGGACAUUCGCAAUUUGGUCACACUGGAGGAAAUCAUGUCGGACGACCGCCUAGGGCCCAACGGCGGGAUUCUAUACGCACUCGAGGAGCUAGAACAUAACAUGGAGUGGCUAGAGAACGGGUUGAAGGAGCUAGGCGAGGACUAUAUCCUAUUCGACUGCCCUGGACAGGUCGAGCUGUACACUCAUCAUACAUCCCUGCGCAACAUCUUUUACAAGCUGCACAAGUUGGGAUACAGGCUGGUGGCUGUCCAUCUGUCCGACUGCUUCUGUCUCACCCAACCAUCUCUCUACAUAUCGAACCUGCUCCUCGCUCUGCGGGCCAUGCUGCAGAUGGACCUCCCGCAUAUCAACGUGCUGACCAAAAUCGACAAGCUCUCCUCGUACGACCCGCUGCCUUUCAAUCUCGAUUUUUACACCGAAGUGCAGGACUUGUCAUAUCUUAUACCGUCCCUCGAGGCCGAAUCGCCGGCGCUCCGGAGCGCCAAGUUUGCAAGGCUUAACCAGGCCAUCGCCGAUCUCAUUGAGCGAUUCGGGCUGGUCAGCUUCGAGGUGUUGGCGGUGGAGAACAAGAAGAGCAUGAUGCACCUCCUGCGCGUCAUAGACCGGGCCGGGGGCUACGUGUUUGGUGGCGCCGAAGGGGCCAACGACAGCAUCUGGCAGGUGGCUAUGCGGAACGAGUCGUCGUUGUUGGACGUCCAGGAUCUCCAGGAGCGGUGGAUUGAUAAUAAAGACUUUUAUGACGAGUUGGAGAGAAAAGAGGAGGAGGAGCAGGACAAGAUCCGCGAGGCGCAGGCGCAGGCUGCAGCCGAGGCGGCAGGUGGUGAUCCUCUACUAGGUGGCCUUCCACAGCCAGUGUCUGAUAGUGGCAUACGGGUAACGCGCAAGAAAAAGUGA
Messenger RNA from Canariomyces notabilis, 1047 nucleotides. Its product is annotated as putative GTP binding protein. The coding region runs from base 1 to 1047 and encodes 348 amino acids. Gene Ontology annotation, cellular component: cytoplasm. The transcript has 3 exons. Gene Ontology annotation, molecular function: GTPase activity. NCBI's taxonomy places the organism in Eukaryota, Fungi, Ascomycota, Sordariomycetes, Sordariales, Chaetomiaceae. The record is from RefSeq and is a predicted model, not a curated record.